This is a messenger RNA of Selaginella moellendorffii, 1943 nucleotides long. RefSeq names its product protein NRT1/ PTR FAMILY 8.1. Lineage: Eukaryota; Viridiplantae; Streptophyta; Lycopodiopsida; Selaginellales; Selaginellaceae. Gene Ontology annotation, biological process: dipeptide transport; transmembrane transport. Bases 78 to 1853 code for a protein of 591 amino acids. The record is from RefSeq and is a predicted model, not a curated record. Gene Ontology annotation, molecular function: dipeptide transmembrane transporter activity; tripeptide transmembrane transporter activity. Gene Ontology annotation, cellular component: membrane. The transcript has 4 exons.
AUGACCUUUGUAGCUUUCCAGGCUCCAAAGCUCCCGGGAGUGGCCAAAGUCUUGUAACUCUGCACGGGAAGAAAGAAAUGGAAUUGGAGAGCAAAGCACAGGCUUACUUGUAUGCGCAGAAUGGAACUCUGGAUUUCAAAGGCCGGCCUGCUCUCAAGAAGAAGACCGGACGAUGGCCGGGAGCCAUCCCAAUGCUCGGUGAGGGUGCACUGUCUCGUUCUCUGCCAGUUCUAAAAGCUUUUCUUUCCUGUGCCGCAGUGAUCCAAAUGUCUGCCACUGUCAUCUUCUUCGGCAUAGUUUCCAACCUGGUGACUUACUUGACGACCGUUAUGCAUCAAGGUGUUGCCAGAUCCGCCAGAGAUCUCACUAAUUGGCAAGGAACGCUCUUCGUCUCGUCAGUUCUCGGAGCUUUUCUCUCCGACACAUAUUGGGGGCGCUACAAGACGCUGUUGUACUCGUUUCUUCUCUACUGCGUGGGACUGAGCUGCCUUACCAUCUCCGCAUCCGUCAGAAGCUUGAGGCCUCCAAGUUGUCCCGCUCGAAACUACACUUGCCAGCCAGCGUCCACUGCUCAGAAUGCCUUGUUCUUCUUCUCCCUCUACGCCAUAGCGUUUGCGGGCGGAAGCUCCACCGCCUCGUUCAUGUCCUUUGGAGCCGACCAGUUCGAUGAGUCCGACGACGUCGAGAGGCCGCAAAAGUACUCCUUCUUCAACUUCCUGCUCUGUGCCAUUCACGUCGGAGGCCUGAUAUCAGUCACCGUCCUCGUCUACAUCGAGGACAACGUAGGCUUCUCCUGGGGCUUCGGCAUUCUCGUCAUCGUUCUCUCCAUCGCCUUGGUCGUCUUUCUCAUCCAGAUGCCGAGAUACCGCUACCGUCGUCCCGACGGAAGCCCCCUCACAAAGAUCGCACAAGUCCUGGUCUCCGCUUUCCGAAAGCGUCGCAACAGAUUCGGAGCUCUUGAGCUCUACGAGGAAAAGUCCAUCGCCAAAGGCAAAAGACACAUCCCCCACACCGACGAGUUCCUGUUCCUUGACAAGGCAGCACUCAAACUCGAUGGUGACAUGGAUAUGGAAGUGGAAUCCACGACGAAAACCAGCCCCUGGAAGCUUUCCACCGUGACGCGAGUCGAGGAGGUAAAGCUCGUCAUACGAAUGCUCCCAGUCUGGUUCGCAACGCUAUGGUUUACCACUGCUCCAACCCAGUCCGCCACCUUCUUCCUCCGCCAAGGAAUGGCUAUGGACAACCGGCUUGGAAGCACCUCCUUCAAGAUCCCGCCAGCGUCCAUGCUUCUCUUCAGCAACAUCACCGUCGUGCUCUUCCUCCCGUUCUACGACCGGAUCCUCGUCCCGGCCAUGAGAAAGAUCUCCAAGAACGAGCGCGGCAUCACCUUGCUCCAGCGAACCGGGCUGGGGAUCUUCGUCACCGUGAUCGCGCUCGUCACCGCGGCACUGGUGGAGAUCAAGAGGAAGGACGAGAACUCCAGCUCCAGGAAGCUAGGAAUCUUCUGGCUGCUGCCACAGUACGCGCUGCUGGGCAUGGCGGAGGGCCUGGCCAACACGAGCAUGCUGGAGUUCUUCCACGAGCAAUCGCCCGAUACCUUCCACAGCCUGGGGAUCAGCCUGGGGCUCGCGAACCUGGGCGUGGGGAGCUUCAUGAGCAGCGUGCUCAUUACCUGCGUCGGCCGCGCGGCGCCGUCGUGGCUCCAGAACGAUGUGAAUGCCGGGCAUCUGGAUCGCUACUACUGGCUGAUGGCGGGGCUGAGUGUCGCGAACCUGGCGAUCUAUGUGCCGCUGGCGCGAUGGUACUCGUACAAGAGCCCGGAUCCCUACGCCGAGACAACGCAAGAACCCUAAAUGUGAUAGAAGAAAAUAUUCUCUUUCAAAUUCCAAAACAUGUAUUAUUUAUCGUUUCAAGAAGUCAAAUCGAGUAUCAAGCUACCUCAA